AAAAAUUAAACAAAUAAGCGUUAACUAACUACUCACCUCCCUUACCCCCCCGAGACUUUCGAAACCCCUCACAAACCCUUCUCCAGGGUUAGUUUUAGGGUUUUGCCUUUCUACACAUAAAAAAAAUCCCUCCUCUUCCUUCCAGUAAUAAUAAUCUCACCAAUUUAAACAACAAUGCCAAGGAACAGAAGCCGGAGCAGAAGCUACAGUCCUCGUCGCCGUAGCCGAACCCCUCCACGUGGCCGAAAGCGACACGACGACGAAGAUCGCCUCCGUGACAGCCGUUCUUACCGUGACCGUCGCUCUCCCGCUCCCUCCGGCUUGCUCAUUCGCAAUCUCCCUCUCGAUGCCAGGCCUGAAGAUCUUAGGAGGUCAUUUGAGAAAUUUGGUCCCUUGAAAGAUAUUUAUCUGCCCAAGAAUUACUACACUGGGGAACCAAGAGGGUUUGGAUUUGUGAAGUAUCGCCAUUCUGAAGAUGCGGCUGAGGCAAAGCAACGGAUGGACCACAAAACUAUUGGUGGACGUGAGAUAAGAAUUGUUUUUGCUGAAGAGAACAGAAAAACACCUCAAGAAAUGCGUAGGACCACUCACGUAAGUGAUCGACAUGGAGGCAGCUCCAGAGGGAGAACAUCACCAAGGUCCCCAAGACACCGCCAUCGUUCAUACUCACGCUCACCUUCACCGGCUAGGCAUGAUUCAAGGGAUCGUGGUGUGAAGGAUGAUUAUCGCUCCCGACGGAGAUCAAGAUCCAUUUCACACUCUCGUUCCCCACGAGAUGGGAGAGACUAUCGGGCAGACCAGCAGUCACUGAGUCCAAGGGAGAAUGGGCCAAGCCCCGGGGAGAGGGACCAUGCAUCUGGCAGAUCAAGGACUCCAAGGGCCUACAAUAAUAGUCCAUUGAGGUCUCGUUCGUGAUCCUAUGGUUCUCGCUAAUGGCCGUUCUUAUGUAUGUUGCCAUUCUAUGCUGGACGAGAUUCCAUGGGAGAUCAUACUGUGGGGAGUAACUAUAAGCUAGAUGAAGGAUGUGUAUUUGGCUAUGAUCUGUGGAUUUCUUUUGGGUUGAAGGACUUGUUAUCUCUGUGAAUAGUACGCAUUCUAUUGCACGUCAAUAUUUUGUGCUGAUCAUGAGGUUCCUGUUGGAAAUGAUACUGUGGGCACUGGCAAAGCUAGAAGAAGAAUGCGUGUCUUACUAUGACGCAUGCAUCUUGUUUUUGGUUUAGCAAAGGCUUUGGCUGAUGGUCCUUUUCGGCUACCCCUGUUCAUGCGGAGUGAAUUUAGUUCCAUCCUUCACUAGUAUUCCAUAAAAUUGGUGCUUGUAAUUUCCAGAGCUCAGUCUUCUAUUUUAUCAGCUGGCUUUUAGUGCA
Molecule: messenger RNA, 1364 nt
Organism: Populus nigra (black poplar)
Lineage: Eukaryota; Viridiplantae; Streptophyta; Magnoliopsida; Malpighiales; Salicaceae
Product: serine/arginine-rich SC35-like splicing factor SCL28
Exons: 7
Coding region: 175-915 (246 amino acids)
Molecular function (GO): RNA binding
Source: RefSeq, a predicted model, not a curated record